GGGGGCGGGGCCUGCGGGAAGCUCGCGCGGCGGGGCGAGUCUCCCCCGGCUGCCGGCGCCUCAGGGUCGCGGGCCAGGUCCGACGGACCGCCACCAUGCCCGAGAUAGACACCGGCAACCUGGACAAGCAGCAGGUGCAGCUGCUGGCGGAGAUGUGCAUCCUCAUCGAUGAGAAUGACAAUAAGAUCGGGGCCGACACCAAGAAGAACUGUCAUCUGAACGAGAACAUAGAGAAAGGAUUAUUGCAUCGAGCUUUUAGUGUCUUCUUAUUCAACACUGAAAAUAAGCUUCUGCUACAACAAAGAUCAGAUGCUAAAAUCACCUUUCCAGGUUGUUUCACCAAUACUUGUUGUAGUCAUCCAUUAAGUAAUCCAGGAGAGCUGGAAGAAAAUGAUGCAAUUGGAGUGAGGCGAGCAGCCCAGAGGCGCUUAAAGGCUGAAUUAGGGAUCCCCAUGGAAGAGGUUCCUCCAGAAGAAAUUAAUUAUCUAACACGAAUUCACUACAAGGCUCAAUCAGAUGGUAUCUGGGGGGAACAUGAAAUUGAUUACAUUCUGUUUGUGAGGAAGAAUGUGACUCUGAAUCCAGAUCCCAAUGAGAUUAAGAGCUAUUGUUAUGUGACCAAGGAAGAGCUAAGAGACCUUCUGAGGAAAGCAGCCAGUGGGGAAAUUAAGAUAACGCCAUGGUUCCAAAUUAUUGCAGAGGCUUUUCUUUUCAAGUGGUGGGAUAACUUACAUCACUUGAGUCAGUUUGUUGACCAUGAGAAAAUACACAGAAUGUGAACGCGGAGAUGAGGGGUUAGUAAAAUCCUGAAAACUUUCUCUACUUUUAAACUUAACAUGAUUUUUUAAAAAUUUGUUUCUGCAUAAGAACUCUCACUUGAAUCAUUGAUACUUUACGAUCAGUAUUUGUGUGGAAAAUACAACCAAUUUUUUAAUUUUGUAUCACACACCCCUUAUGUGCACGUUGCUGUUUUUAACAGACAUUUAUAAGGUUAUGAUAAAAGGCAAAUUAUUUUAACUUGUCUAAUCAGAGUGCUAACAUACUCGAACAAAUAAGUGAAGCUCUUCAUGUUUGAUAUGUUGUGAUAAACAUUGUCAGCACACUUAUAGAGCACUUUGCUCUUUGCCAAAUGCUUUAUAAAUCAAUAAAUUUUUAUCAUCGUCUAGAAGAAUGCGCAGUGGGAACUAUUUGCUUACCUACUUCAAAACAGCCCAAAUUAAUUUUCCAUGGGAGCAGAUUAAACUAGUAGAGCAGAUUCAAGGAAAAUUAAAGUUGAGCCGUGCCUUUGGUAAUGAUACUGGGUAAAAGCGUGCUUCCAGAAUCACAGCGGACAGGGGUGCGGGAACCCUUGCAGCUGGUCAAGCGUGCAACUCGUGAGCUCCGAGCCUGAGCCUGAGCGCCGCGCUGGGGGUGGGGUUGGCAGCACGUCGGGGGACAGACAGGCUCUCUGUGAAGCGGAGACUGGGUCAGUUGAGGAAUACUCUACAGGAUCUCUUAACCGGACACUGCUGACACUGGGUUGGAGAAUUCUUUGUUCUGAGGGUGCAUCCUGUGUUGUAGGCUGUUUAGCAGCACCCCUGGGUUCGCCCCAUAAAAGCCACUAACACUCCUGCCCCGUGACCGUCACGAUGACACCAGAUGCCAAUGUCUCUUGGAGGGCACAGCUGCCCCCAGUUGAAAACCACUAUUCUAGAGUCAGGCCAUAUUGUAGGGGGAAAAAUCCAUAGACUAAUGUCCAUGUUAAACAGGUUUGGGUUAUGGAAUAUGUGUAAAUUAAUAUUUAAGUUGUACUUCAAUGCACUUUCGAAAACUUGCCACAGAUUUCUCAGAUUUGGUGUCUCAGGAUGGCUAUAUUAUCCUCGAAUGCUGUGUAAUACUAAUGAAGAAAAAGAAAAAACAUUAUUUAACGAAGUUAAGUAUUUUGUAAAUUUGAUACAAAACUCCAUUUCUUGUUAACCCUGAGCAGUUAACUUAAAACUUCAGGCAGGACCAUGUGGCAAGUAUUAGUUUUAUGGAAAGGCAAAAACAAUAAAAAGAAUUACCACAUUUUGA
This is a messenger RNA of Suricata suricatta (meerkat), 2052 nucleotides long. It is a transcript of the gene IDI1, whose product is annotated as isopentenyl-diphosphate delta isomerase 1. The transcript is spliced from 5 exons. The coding region runs from base 96 to 779 and encodes 227 amino acids. NCBI's taxonomy places the organism in Eukaryota, Metazoa, Chordata, Mammalia, Carnivora, Herpestidae. Gene Ontology annotation, biological process: isopentenyl diphosphate biosynthetic process; isoprenoid biosynthetic process. Gene Ontology annotation, cellular component: cytoplasm. Gene Ontology annotation, molecular function: isopentenyl-diphosphate delta-isomerase activity. The record is from RefSeq and is a predicted model, not a curated record.